AUUUUCCUUCGCUUCUCCAUCUUUAUUCUUAUUGAUGACAAGCCUGAUAUGAAAUCUUAUAGAAGAACACGCGAUUCUUAUCGUAGAGAUGUUGAAAAGCAUGAACCUUCUAGUCAGGGACCUAUGAUACUUGAACGUAGAAAUGUGAAAGGAGAAACAACUCGACAAGCUUUAUAUAAUCCUGAGAAAUCAAAAACGAAUAUUAAAGUAUUACAAGCAACUACUCCGGUCAUUCAACAACAACAUUCAACUUUUCGACCUUCUGUGAAAAAACAACAAACAACAAUAUCGUCCAAUUGGGAAGAUAAUGAUACUUCAACAACAACAAUACAACAACAACAAGAAGAAGAAGAAAGGAAAUCACGUACUUCUUAUAUACCAUUUUUCCGACGUGGUGAACAGUUUCAUACUGAAAGCAUUAAUAAGGUUUUAACAGAUAGUCCUGGUCACUUUGUGGUUGGCAUAGUUGGACAGCAAGGUGUUGGCAAAUCAACUAUUCUUUCUUCUUUUACAGAACAAUCAACAAAUGCCUUUCCGACACAAUCAAAGGAUUUGUUUCUAGCUCAUGGUCAUAAAACAUCAGGCAUUGAUAUGUAUAUAUGUCCUGAAAGAAUGAUUCUUUUGGAUACAGAGCCCAUUCUCUGUUGGUCUGUAUUGGAAAAAGCAAUUCGACAUCAUUUGACAGAUGGAUUAUCUCUAGACUUGUGGUUAGAAAUGGAGGCAUUAUAUAAUCUAGUGUUUCUUUUAUCUGUAUGUAAUGUGGUCAUGGUAGUUCUCACUGGCACUGAUAUUGAUGUUGAAAUGAUACGGUGUCUUCAACGUGCAGAAAUGCUCAAAUUUCAUCUACCUGAUUUUCCACUGAUUCCUCCUAGCAAUUUUGGUCAAACUCACCAUGAUAUGAAUUACUAUUCUGAUAUUGUGUUUAUAUGCAACAAGUGCCAAAAUGAAGACUUUACAUUAUCCAAGUACAAAACUAUGCAAUCUAUUCUUACUAAUUCAUUUUAUGAAUCCCAAUUGAAAACCAAAGGAAUUGGGUCUCUUGGCAAGAUAUUACCAGGUUAUCAAGAACAAGGUGAUGGUGAAGAAAAUCUUAAUCUCUACUUUUUACCAUUUAGCAAACACUUGUGUACAUCAUCAGACAAGGAUAAUGUUGAUGAAACAUUUCAAAUGGUGAUUACCAGUAUGCGGGAUCAAAUCAUGGCAGCUCCACGACGACCUGGUAAAAAAGGACAAGUAUCAGAGAAAGAAUGGUUUAGAAACGCUGUAAAGAUUUAUGAAUUGACAAGGAAUUCAGAAUACAUUGCUGACUAUAUAAAAACUCUUCGGAAACUUCGUGAUGGAUGAUUGAUUUUUGUUCAAUUAAGAGUCUUCAUUUGGAUCUAUGGAUUCUACACUUUAUUGCAUUACUUGAAGGUGAUUGAUGAAUGAUGAUCAU
Molecule: messenger RNA, 1435 nt
Organism: Halteromyces radiatus
Lineage: Eukaryota; Fungi; Mucoromycota; Mucoromycetes; Mucorales; Cunninghamellaceae
Exons: 8
Coding region: 49-1344 (431 amino acids)
Biological process (GO): nuclear-transcribed mRNA catabolic process, nonsense-mediated decay
Source: RefSeq, a predicted model, not a curated record